Microcebus murinus (gray mouse lemur) is the source of this 6401-nucleotide messenger RNA. RefSeq names its product SMAD family member 9 (gene SMAD9). Lineage: Eukaryota; Metazoa; Chordata; Mammalia; Primates; Cheirogaleidae. Gene Ontology annotation, molecular function: RNA polymerase II cis-regulatory region sequence-specific DNA binding; I-SMAD binding; DNA-binding transcription factor activity, RNA polymerase II-specific. The record is from RefSeq and is a predicted model, not a curated record. Gene Ontology annotation, cellular component: heteromeric SMAD protein complex. Gene Ontology annotation, biological process: SMAD protein signal transduction; cell differentiation; anatomical structure morphogenesis.
GGCUUCUGUCCUCUUCACACGAGGUGCAGGAUAAUGAUCACCAUAGCAGGGGUUUAUUUAGCACCUUUGUUCAAAAGAAGUUUAUAGAAUUGGACUCAGAAAGGUGCAGCUUGCCCUCCAGCGAAGCCAAGGAGAAAAUUACACUUAAUGCAUAUUAAACAAGCAAUUGUUGGAGAUUAUGAGCUCGAUUGAUUCCAAGAUCCUAAAAUGAGUCAGCUUGCUCCAAAAUGUUACCAGCAGCCACUUUAAACAUUAAUGAGGUAGCUGGUUUCUUACAUCUGGAAUGAGGAGGAGGUUUUGUUUCAGCCAAGUAUUUAACAGAAGAGGAAAUACAGUUCUACCUCAGGAAAUUUAAAUGGGACUGUUGAAUAACUGGGAAAGAAUGUCUCUUUUGGAUGAGAGGGCAUAGAAGAAGUUAGCUGAUUUUCAGGCAAAAUAACAAAUGUGAUGGCUGUUCUAUUUUGUGUAUGCAUUUGUGUAUGUAACUACGUGUAAACUUCUAGAAAAGCAGUUCUUAAGUUUUGUGAUCUUAUGACCCCUUUCCACUUCUAAAAAUUGUUGAGAACUCCAAAGACGCUUUGCUGAACUGGGUUAUAUCUAUCAAUUUUUAUCAUUUUAAGAAUUAAAACUGAGAAAUAUAAAAAUAUUUGAUUCCUUCAAAAUAAACCCAUUACUUAUUAACAUAAACAUCUUUAAUAAACUAUGUUUUAAAAAAUUAUUGAGAAGAGUGUCAUUGCUUUAUGUCUUUGCAAAUCUAAUGUCUGGUUUCAUAAAUGACAUCUUGAUUUUCAUAUCUGCUUCUGCAUACAGUCUGCUGUUAUAUGUUGUUUUGGUUGAAGUACACGAAGAGAUUUUUGCUCAUUCAGACAUGUAAUUAGGAGAGAGGGGGCCUCUAAGUGUCUUGAAAGGGUCUCAGGGAGCCUUGGGACACACUUUGAGAACCACUGCCCUAUAAUUUGGAAGAAUACACGUUAAAAGUGGCUAUCCCUGAGUGGUGAGAUUAUUAGUGAUCCUAAUUUUUUUUUCUUUUCAUUUGUAUAAAUUUUCUACAGUGAAGAUGGAUUACUUGUGCAAAUUAAAGUUGAGAAAGAAAGAACAUACUCAUGUUUAGAGAAGGUUAUGAGGCCUUGGAAACCCAGGCAGAGAAGUUUACACUUGGGAAACCAAGGAGCCACCAUAAUGUUUUAAAUGGGAAAAUGACCCCAUUUGAGCAGUGUUUGGCAGUAAACGGAUUAGAAUUGGAAGAGAGGAGAAGGAGACACGAUACUUCCGAGGUUUUUUUUUGCAGUCAUCUGGGUGCGUGGCGCGGGGAGCCAGAUCUCGUGUGGGCGGAAACAGAAAGGGACAAACUCUGAAAGCCACUUUGAAACCAGAACAACCAAGACCUGGCUAUAGGGCAUAAAGGAGAGGGCAGAGUCAAAGAUGACUGAGAGUUCUCAAGUUAAAAACACCUGAAGCAUGUUUUCUCCCCUCUAUGCAACUUUGAACCUUUCCUGAACGUGACCCUGCUGACGCUAACUGGAGUCUUGUCUUCCAGAGUUGGCCAUCGCGUUCGAGGGCUGAGGAGGAAGCCGGUGCACUGCCCGACCUGAGUGGAUCCCGACCGCCUCCAGAGGGAAGGGCGGGCUGGCCCCUAUGACACCCCAGGAGAGUGGCUCGCCGCCCUCCGGGCCGUGAAGGGCGCGCGCCGGGGGUGCGCGCCCGCCGCCCCGCUUAUGCACUCCACCACCCCCAUCAGCUCGCUCUUCUCCUUCACCAGCCCCGCGGUGAAGCGGCUGCUCGGCUGGAAACAGGGAGAUGAGGAGGAGAAGUGGGCGGAGAAGGCGGUGGACUCCCUGGUGAAGAAGCUGAAGAAGAAGAAGGGCGCCAUGGACGAGCUGGAGAGGGCGCUGAGCUGCCCGGGCCAGCCCAGCAAGUGCGUCACGAUCCCCCGCUCCCUGGACGGGCGGCUGCAGGUGUCGCACCGCAAGGGGCUGCCGCACGUCAUCUACUGCCGCGUGUGGCGGUGGCCGGAUCUGCAGUCCCACCACGAGUUGAAGCCGCUGGAGUGCUGCGAGUUCCCCUUCGGCUCCAAGCAGAAGGAGGUGUGCAUCAACCCUUACCACUACCGCCGCGUGGAGACGCCAGUGCUGCCUCCGGUGCUCGUGCCAAGACACAGCGAAUACAACCCCCAGCUCAGCCUCCUGGCCAAGUUCCGCAGCGCCUCCCUGCACAGUGAGCCGCUCAUGCCACACAAUGCCACCUAUCCCGACUCCUUCCAGCAGCCCCCAUGCUCCGCGCUCCCUCCCUCGCCCAGCCAUGCCUUCUCGCAGUCCCCGUGCACCGCCAGCUACGUCCACUCCCCGGGAAGUCCUCUGGAGCCAGGGAGUCCAUAUCAACACUCAGCUGACACACCACCCCUGCCUUAUCAUGCCCCAGAAGCCCCAGGGACCCAGAAUGGCCGGCCUGUAGAUGCCAGAACUGAUAGACAUUUAGUGCUAUCAGUACCAAAUGGAGACUUCCGGCCGGUUUGCUACGAGGAGCCCCAACACUGGUGCUCGGUCGCCUACUAUGAACUGAACAACCGCGUUGGGGAGACGUUCCAGGCCUCCUCGCGAAGCGUGCUCAUCGAUGGGUUCACUGACCCUUCCAAUAACAGGAACAGAUUCUGUCUCGGCCUUCUUUCCAACGUAAACAGGAACUCAACGAUAGAAAACACCAGGAGACACAUAGGAAAGGGUGUGCACUUGUACUACGUCGGGGGAGAGGUGUACGCCGAGUGCGUGAGUGACAGCAGCAUCUUUGUGCAGAGCCGGAAUUGCAACUAUCAGCACGGCUUCCACCCGGCCACUGUCUGCAAGAUCCCCAGCGGGUGCAGCCUCAAGGUCUUCAACAACCAGCUCUUUGCUCAGCUGCUGGCGCAGUCAGUGCACCACGGCUUCGAAGUCGUUUACGAGUUGACUAAGAUGUGCACCAUCCGAAUGAGUUUUGUUAAGGGUUGGGGAGCUGAGUAUCAUCGCCAGGAUGUCACAAGCACCCCCUGCUGGAUUGAAAUUCAUCUUCACGGACCGCUGCAGUGGUUGGACAAAGUUCUCACUCAGAUGGGCUCUCCUCAUAACCCGAUUUCUUCAGUAUCUUAACAGUCAUGUCUUAAGCCACAUUUCUAUAGAGUAGAUGCUAUCGCAAGCAGUGGCUUAUAUAAUUUCAAAUCUGCAACUAACUGAAAUUCUAAAUACAUGUGUAAAUACAUAUAAUGUAUACUAUUCAUAUUUUUUUAUCACCAUUUGUUUUGUGCUUUCUAGUUAACCUGUUGCCACUACAGUGCGAUUAGAAAGGCAGGCUUUUCCGUGCCUGUUCUAUAACAAGAAGCAGAUCAUUCUAAAGCAUGCUGUGUGGCCUCACAGAAAUAGUGAAACUGUUUAUAUAGCAAAAAUCAGGUAUUAGCAGCACUAGAGCAAAUAACACUCUCAGAUAAAACAAAGCAGUCAAACUCAUAUACUUUAAAUGAUGUCAUGUUUAGUGCUAUUGGCAAGAAAGAAAAAAAAAAGCUUGUACAAUGAAUUAUGUGAGAUAAGCCACAUAAACUUUAUUUCUGAAACUGACAUACCUAUAGCUGUGCUGAUAUUAAUGGUACAUUUUAAAUAAAUUUAAACUGUGAUUGGAAAAGAAAGAAGCUGUGAAGCUAAGCGUCCAUGUUGCCUCAAUCUACCACUGUAAAAAGUGAGUCUACUAUGGGCAAAUAAAUACGAAAAUACCAUGAGUUAUUAAUAUAUUCCCAAAGUAUAAGACUGAAACUUAGUCCAAGAACCACCCAGGGAGAUUCCUGCUUUCCACAUAGGAAAUCAGGUUCCUGUCGUCCUGGUUGUUCCUGGCAGGCAGUCCUGCAGACUGUAAGUCUGUGCAGUGUACUGUGAUAGCAUGUGUUUCAGUCCAGUGUCGAGAAGCAGCAGGUGAAACAGAAGGGUAGGACAAACGAAAGUGUCACACAUUGGCAUACACCGUCUCACCUUCCCAUGUCAAGUCUUUAGGUGAGGGUGCUCCUUUUGUCACAUUUUCCUGCCUCUUGGCAAAUAUUAUUUGCAGGUUACUAAAGCAACGGUUAAGACUUUGAGAAAAUCUACACACAUUUUUGGAUCAAAUUUAUGAGUUAUUGAACUUAAUUAAUGUCUCUGGUAAUUAAAUGAUCUACUGGUCAAAUCUGGUAGCCUCUGAUAAAACCUAAAGUCUUAUACCUACAAUAAACUCCCAAAUACAGUUGAUAAUAAUUUCAUAAUCCCCCAUGACUUCUGGGGAAUAGUGAUACUGAAAAUAGGAUUUUUCAAAAUAUACACAAUAUUAAGAGCCUUUAUUUAUUUUCCUUUGGGUGAUAGAGGAAAAUCCCCCAAAUUUUUAGGUACUUUCAUAUAUUUAUAAAAUUGCCACCCACUAAACACAGCAUUGCUUGGAAAAAUAUUUCACAUCCUCUUAAAAAUAUAUUCAUUUAAGGUGGCAGUUAGGCUUAUAACAGAUGGCACUUCAGUAAUCUCAACUCUUUCUAGCAUUAGUGCACAUGGUAGUUGUUUCUCAUUAAAUUGUAUUCAAGGUAGUAAUGAUCAUGUGAAAAAGAUAUAUGAGUGAGCUACUACUGUCACCUCUUGUAAUGACUAGUGUUACCUAAUAGAAACUUUCAUAUAUACAAUAGGAAAUAAUUACUACGUUUUGCAUUAAAACUAGGCGGCCCAUUUAGUGUUUAGAAAAGCCUGUAGUUUAUUGGUUCAUCAACUAUGUAUUGUGCACCUGUAGGUGCCAGGUACAAUGUCUGGUACUGUGGAUCAAAUGUAAACAAGAGACAGUCCCAGCUCUCAUGGAGCUGAGAGUCUAACAGUAUCUGUUUGUAGAGACAUUUUCAUGUUUCAGAAGUUUUAAAAUAAAACAAAGCAUGUGAUCUUUUGCUUGAAAAAAUGUAAUUGAUUUCUUAAUUAUAAUAUCUCUAUUUUGAAAUUUUUAUUUCCCUUUUCUUCUGAGCAGUCAAGUUAUGGAUUCCUUGGAUAAAUGCUACCAUUCUUCCAGGUCUCAAAGUUGUUUUUUUUUGUUUUCUCCCCUUGCUUCCCCAUUUUCUGAUAAUUUCCUAUCUCCUCUUUUCUUGGAAAAGGCAUCAAUAUGGUGAGUCUUAUAUGGGUACCAUUCCAUGGGAGAGCUUUGAGCACACACAGCUUUGGCUCCAGAGAUCAAACAUAGCUUUCUUGAUCUCUCCACAAGCUGUCAAACUCAUCCUCUGGUAGUCUUCUACCUUUACAGAAUUAAUCAGAACAGGUGAUUUAUAAAUGAUAUCAAAAACAAGAAACAAAAAACUUGUAUUUCCAUGCAGCUCUGGGAAACCAGGACACAAUACUGCAGCGAAUCUGAUUUUCUGUGAAAAAUAAACUAUUCAGUUGGUACAUAUGAUAAUCACCAGUCAUGUCUCACCAAAAGCUUUUAUUAGGAUACCUGUGAAAUACAGAGAAUUUAGAAUUGAUAAGAAGUUAACCCUUUAGUCAUUAUAACAUAGUAAUAUUUUAAUCAGCUUUUUCUUUUGCCACCAAGACUUCUUAAAAAUUGUAAUGCAGUAUUUGAUUUCAAGCUUCUAAAUGUGUCACAUGCACUCAUUUGUUGAGGUAGACAACCCAAAAUACUGAAUAGCAUAAUUUUCAGGAUAACUAACAAAGCAGACAUGCAAAGCCGUUAAAUACAUCAGCACUACAGAAUACUUUUCAGCUUGCCCUGGACAUGGACUGUGCAAUAGAGAAUCCUGUAGUAACAUUUCGGCCUGCUCAAGAGACCCCGAACAUUUAUCAAGAUGUUCAAGCCAGUUUUUUUUUCUUGUUAAAAAAUUGAGAUGUGAAAAGCUUGUUUUAACUAGAUGAUAUUUUAACAGUGGCCAGUACUUUGGAACUAUAAAGAUGUCACUAUUUAACACAUACUUUAUGUUUUGUUAAUUUUUUUUUUUACACUCAGUAUAAAUCUGGAUAAGUUGGCUCACCACCUAGCAUUUAGAAUCCUCUGUGUCAUUGUCUUCUAAGGAUAUGGAUACCCCAUAAGAGCAGCAAAACAACAAUAAAAGCACUUUAUAAUAUCACUUGAUAGACUUUAAGCUCCUGCUUAACUUUGAAUGUGUCCCAAAUAUUUGGUAUACAUAUUUAACAAAUAAAGCAAAAUAUAACAUGCAUUUCAAAUUUUAUCUUUCCCUGUUAUAUUCAACAGCUGAACUAUAUGACAAGAUUAAGUGAUCCUGGCAUAUGUUAAACAUAAGUUCAAAUUAAUGUAAAACAAAUCAAUAGCAAAAAAGAAACUUUCUAUUUGAGUGAAGUAAUGCUUUUGAUUAUAGUAACUUGGCUUCAGUUAUCCAUCAAAUCUGUACUUAGGCUGUUAUCUGAUUGUUUAUAAUAAAGAAUACUGUACCUGUA